This is a messenger RNA of Hypoxylon trugodes, 2162 nucleotides long. RefSeq names its product MFS general substrate transporter. Bases 490 to 2088 code for a protein of 532 amino acids. The record is from RefSeq and is a predicted model, not a curated record. Gene Ontology annotation, biological process: transmembrane transport. NCBI's taxonomy places the organism in Eukaryota, Fungi, Ascomycota, Sordariomycetes, Xylariales, Hypoxylaceae. The transcript is spliced from 3 exons. Gene Ontology annotation, molecular function: transmembrane transporter activity.
UAUCAUGAUAAAAAGUACAAAUGAUUGAUUAGUAGGAAGCAUCUCGCAUCGUUCUUAGUAUAUUACUCUCGCAGUUUGUAUACGUCACAAUAUUAAGUCACUUACUCGUUAGUUCCCGAUCCAAUACCAGAUCUUAAUUGGAAUUCAAUGGCAUCAAACCGAGCAGAUUUUCAUCAUAUAGGUAGUUGAGUCACCGGCGAAGCAAGCGGUCAUGCAUUACCACUAUGCUGAAGUCUGCAGGUAAUGUUACUGUCACAGUAAACAGGAGACCGCCUCACCCGGACCCCGCGGGCUCCUCACUCCCAGUCUAAUUCACGGAUGGGACAAUUAAAGACUUGGCGAAAAGAUUUUGCUAAUGUCAUGUAGAUCCGUGAAUGGAUGUCCUAGGUUCAAUAUAAUAUUUCUUUUCUCAUAGAUUUUAUAUAAUGGCUUCCAUUCCAUAAUAUUUAUCCUAAUUAUAACUUACCAUCGUAUAAGAGAAGAGUCGACAUGGGAUUUUACAGCCAGGCCCGGCAAUUCUUCUCCGGGACUCGGAAGGAUUCGGCUUGUAAACCCCCUUUCUUCCUCUCCGUCCGGUCAUCAACGACCUUCAUACUCCUCACUGUAAACUUAGCCUUCUUCACCGACAUCUUCUUUUACGGGUUGAUCGUUCCAGUUAUCCCAUUUUCGCUUACCGUCCAAGUCGGUAUCCCGGAGGAUCAGGUUCAACAUUGGACUUCUAUCCUACUAGCCUGUUAUAGCGUCGCUAUAUUCGUCGGCGCCCCCUUCGCUGGUAUAUACGCCGAUCACUCGUCAUCACGACGAUGGCCUUUACUCAUCGGUCUUAUCGCGCUGGCCGCGUCGACUCUGCUGUUAUGUUUCGGUAACUCAAUCGGCUUGUUAGUACUAGGAAGAAUCCUCCAGGGAAUAACCGCGGCCGUUGUAUGGAGCGCGGGUUGUGCACUUCUUGUUGAUACUAUGCAAGGUGCCGCUGGAGUUGCCAUGGGAUAUGUCGGUAUAUCUAUGAGUGUGGGAUUACUCGUUGCGCCCGUUAUAGGCGGGGCAGUUUAUAGUGCCGCAGGAUAUUUUGCCGUUUAUUAUAUCGCCUUUGGCGUCGUUCUAGUGGACAUCUUACUACGGCUUUUAAUGGUCGAGAAAAAGGUUGCGAGGCAGUGGAUCGAUGAAGACGAAAGCUCCGAUUCGUCGAGGACAGGCGCGAACCAACCCGACGUGGAAGCAGCCAUUCCGCCCACCACCCCUGAUCGCGCGAAUCCUCAGAAUGGUAGCGAACCUAUCGAGACCCAUGUUUCUACCUCGGAACCUGUGUCAAUAUGCCAAAGCCAACCCCAACAAAAUGAACCUAGAGAAAAGCAAGCCGAAGCGGAAGACGCAGCUAACCAGAAUGCGACUACACCGAUUGAACCCGCUGGUAUGAAACGUCAAGCUAUGGUUCUUUUGAAGUCGCCGAGACUACUUGGCGCAUUAUUCGGUCUCCUCGUUCAAGCUAGUAUCAUGCUGGGAUUUGAUGCUACACUGGCUUUGUUCGUCCAGAGUACAUUUGACUGGAAUUCUACAGCCGCGGGUAUUCUGUUCCUUGCAUUAUUUCUACCGGGCUUCCUUUCCCCUUUAAUAGGCUGGACAUCAGAUCGAUACGGUGCCAAGUGGCCAGCUCUCUUCGGGUUCUGCCUCUCGGUACCUCUGCUUGUAUGCCUCCGCUUCGUUACCGAGAAUACCAUUCAGCAUAAGAUAUUGCUGGGUUUCCUACUUGCUCUUCUGGGCACCUCUUUAGCAUUCGCUAAUGUUCCUCUCAUGGCUGAGAUCACAUACGUAAUUGAGGCGAAGAUGGCCGAACAACCUGGUGUUUUCGGAAAGAAUGGCGCGUACGGCCUAGGCUAUGGGCUAUUCAACGUGGCUUGGGCUCUUGGAGGAGUUAUCGGACCGUUAUGGACUGGAUACGUGGUUAAUUCAGCUGGAUGGGGUACUAUGACAUGGAGUAUUGCUAUAUGGGCAGCUAUCGGUGCGGUAGUCAUCUUCAUUUGGAUUGGCGAGAAAGGUAAAAAAUCGUCGGAAACAGAUCCGAGUCAGAACGAAGGGGUUGUGAAUCAAUAAUAUCCCAGAUGACAGACGCGGAUGCUACACAUUCCACUCUUAUUUAGAAAUUAAAGACCCAACUCAACCAACAU